Molecule: messenger RNA, 930 nt
Organism: [Torrubiella] hemipterigena
Lineage: Eukaryota; Fungi; Ascomycota; Sordariomycetes; Hypocreales; Clavicipitaceae
Source: the annotation of a GenBank genome assembly
CGAGUCGUCGACUCUUUUUCUGAAAGGAUUUUUUUAUUUUGCUUUUCUAUCUCUUAUUAUUACUCUGGGCUCGCAAUUGUUGGUGCUGCUGCUGCUGCGUUCACAUUCAUUCAUUUCGCCUUUACACAGCAACGCUGAAACCACGAACUACUAUACCAACAAUAUCCACAGUACCCAGCCAGCACCAACCACACACUCUCACAAUGGUCCUGCUUCACGAAGGAUACGACAUUGGCAGAGCCUUUGGCAUGACGCCUGUUCUCUGUGUUAUGUGUAACAUUAAAAGCGCUCUCGACUGCCAAUACUGCGGUGGCUCCAUGGUUAGAAUGGUGCCCCCUGGCUGGACGGCGGAUGACGCUGUUGAUUUGCCUCCUCUGAGAUACCAAGACCUUAUUAUUAUUCCUGGAGACGAGACACGGCCUGAUGAGGGAUAUAUGGUUUGCGACGAGCGCUACGCCAAUACUGAACGACAGCUCAACGGAAGCUUCUCAAGAAAGCGAUCCCGUGAGCGAAGAGAGACUGCAUCGAUAGAAUCGGAGUCUUCCGGUAGCGAAGGCAGCGAUAUGGAAACCCAAGAAGAUAAAUCAGAGAAACGAAAGACUUCUUCAAAGAGAAGAAAAAGCGACGGUGAAGGCCCCGGUCUAUACACCUACCCAAGAGAGUAGACUGGCCUGUCUCACAGACGUCGUGUCUACCUUUGAACGGUUUCAACCCAACACAAUAAGGAGGGCAUGACGGCUACACUUUUUGCAUUACUUCUGGCUAAGCAGACAUUGUUUCUGGCGUUAUUAUUUCCUUUUCUUUUUUUUCAUUAUGAGCAUGAUACACAAACCGAAAGGCGCUUCGAGGUUAGACAGCGCAAAGGCCAAGGGGACGGCCGACUAUUUUAGAUAUACCCAUAGCAUUUAUAAUAUUCAUGAAUUAUUCAAA